AUGGUCAAUCGGCUCUCACAAUUUAUGCAUGCGCCUUCGGAGCUACACUGGCAGGCUGUUAAAUGGCUGUUGCGUUAUCUCAAGGGAAUAGUUUGCCAUGGUCUGUUCCUUCGGGAAGGUCAGCUGCUCUCGUUGCGUGUGUAUACUGAUUCGGAUUGGGGAGGUAGUGCCACUGCUGGCCGUUCCACUAUUGCGUUCCUUGCGUUCCUCGGUGCUAAUCUUAUUUCGUGGAAAUCUUCGCGACAGAAGUCCAUCUCUCGAUCAUCCACAGAAGCUGAGUACCAGGCUUUGGCUAAUGCAGCUGCAGAGGUUCUCUAG
Messenger RNA from Ipomoea nil (Japanese morning glory), 318 nucleotides. RefSeq lists its product as uncharacterized. The transcript has a single exon. The record is from RefSeq and is a predicted model, not a curated record. NCBI's taxonomy places the organism in Eukaryota, Viridiplantae, Streptophyta, Magnoliopsida, Solanales, Convolvulaceae. Bases 1 to 318 code for a protein of 105 amino acids.